AUGACGUCGGAGCGUUCUCGAAUCCCGUGUCUCUCGGCUGCUGCUGCCGAAGGAACAGGGAAAAAGCAACAAGAAGGAAGAGCAAUGGCGACACUGGAUCGCAAAGUGCCCAGUCCGGAGGCGUUUCUGGGCAAACCCUGGUCCUCCUGGAUCGACGCCGCCAAAUUACACUGCUCCGACAAUGUAGAUUUAGAAGAGGCUGGAAAAGAGGGUGGAAAAAGCAGGGAGGUUAUGAGGCUUAAUAAAGAAGAUAUGCACUUGUUUGGCCACUACCCAGCACACGACGACUUCUACCUCGUGGUGUGCAGUGCCUGUAACCAGGUCGUCAAGCCGCAGGUCUUCCAGUCCCACUGCGAGAGAAGACACGGUUCAAUGUGUAGACCUUCUCCCUCUCCGGCGUCUCCACCCUCCAAUGCCCGGACGUCACUAGUACAGGUGAAAACAAAAGCCUGUCUCAGCGGCCAUACCUCUGCCAGCAGCUCCUCAAAGCCAUUCAAAACGCCCAAAGACAAUCUCCUAACCUCCAGCAGCAAACAGCACACAAUCUUUUCAGCUAAGGGAUCAAGGGACAAAGCAUGUGUUCCGGUUCCCGUAGUCAGUUUAGAGAAAAUUCCUAACCUAGUGAAGGCAGAUGGUGCCAAUGUCAAAAUGAACUCUGCAACCACUACUGCGGUCACUUUCUGCUCCACCUCAUCCUCUGCCGUCUCCACCCCACCUGUAAUUAAGCCGGUCUUGAUGUCCAAGUCAGUGCCACCUUCCCCAGAGAAGAUCUUAAAUGGCAAAGGAAUUCUGUCUGCCACCAUAGACAAGAAACACCAAAAUGGCACCAAAAACAACAACAAGCCUUACAGGAGACUUUCAGAGAGAGAAUUUGACCCAAAUAAACACUGUGGAGUAUUGGAUCCCGAGACAAAGAAACCUUGCACAAGAUCCCUCACCUGCAAGACUCAUUCACUAAGCCAUCGGAGGGCAGUCCCAGGCCGGAAAAAGCAGUUUGACCUCCUUCUGGCGGAACACAAAGCCAAGUCCCGGGAAAAAGAAGUUAAAGAUAAAGAGCAUCUCCUGACUUCUGCAAGGGAAGUACUUCCAAACCCAUCCGGGCCAGCGCAGGACUCGCUGCCGGGAUCUUCAGGGAGCUUGGGCCCAGAACCUAAAGUCGCGUCCCCUGCAAAAUCCAGGCCACCUAACUCUGUGCUUCCUAGACCAUCAUCUGCAAAUAGCAUAAGCAGCAGCACGUCUUCAAAUCACAGUGGCUACACUCCGGAACCCCCUCUACCCCCAGUUGGAGGUGACCUCGCCAGCCGACUGUCAAGUGAUGAAGGGGAGAUGGACGGAGCCGACGAAUCCGAGAAGUUAUUAGACUGUCAUUUCUCCACCCACCACCCCAGACCUCUUGCGUUUUGCUCAUUCGGGAGUCGCCUCAUGGGACGAGGGUACUAUGUGUUUGAUAGAAGAUGGGACCGUUUUCGAUUCGCACUAAACUCCAUGGUAGAAAAACACUUGAAUUCACAGAUGUGGAAGCACAGAAACCCGAGCCACAGGGCAUCAGGUCCCUCCCCCCUUUUCAGGACUUGCCUAACCAAUCUGCUGUCACUGAGCAACAUUGGGGCUGCCUGGGUGUCAACUCUGCAGAGCGUAGCACCCCGCUGCCCUCUCAACCUCACUGCCCAAACCCCAGGCCCCGACGGGCCCGAACCUGGAGGGAUGGCAGCCGAUGGGGGCGUGGAAGACAUUAGGAAGAAAAGGAACGGCCAAGACUCUUUUUUCUUUAACAAGCAUUUAACUCUGCAUCAGGAGACGCCAACACAGUAUUCUCUUUCAGCCAGGAAGAUCCCUCCUGCGGCAGAUAGCCCCAUGCCCUCGCCAGCAGCCCACAUCACCACCCCUGUUCCAGCCUCCGUUUUACAGCCCUUCAGCAGCCCCAGUGCUGUGUAUCUUCCUUCAGCUCCCAUCAGCUCGAGACUCACCUCUUCUUACAUAAUGACAUCAGCCAUGCUCCCCAACGCAGCUUUUGUGACAUCGCCGGACCCGAGCGCCCUCAUGUCACACACCACAGCUUUCCCUCAUGUGGCCGCAACCCUCAGCAUCAUGGACUCAACCUUCAAGGCCCCAUCCGCCGUGUCCCCGAUACCAGCUGUCAUCCCUUCCCCAUCCCACAAGCCAUCCAAAACCAAAACCAGCAAAUCCUCAAAAGUCAAAGACCUGUCCGCCCGUAGCGACGAGUCUCCAAGUAACAAAAAGAGGAAGCCGCCGUCUUCGACUUCCCCCUCUCCCUCCGUCUCCCUGCAGACAUCCCUCUCGUCCCCGUUAUCAGGGCCCCACAAAAAGAACUGUGUUUUGAAUGCCAGUUCAGCUUUGAACUCCUAUCAGGCAGCCCCUCCCUACAACAGUCUGUCUGUGCACAACUCAAACAACGGGGUGAGCCCACUCAGUGCCAGACUGGAGCCCUCAGGACGGACCUCGCUGCCCGGCGGCCCUACGGACCUAGUGAGACACAUGGGCUCGGGGGGCAGCAGCAGUGACUCCUGUCCCCUCUCUGUGCCCUCCCUUGCAGGGGACCUCUCUCUGGCCUCACACAAUGCCGUGUCUUCUCUGCCCCUCUCUUUUGACAAAUCAGAAGGAAAAAAGCGUAAGAACUCAAGUUCUAGUAGCAAAGCCUGUAAAAUCACUAAAAUGCCUGGAAUGAAUAGCGUUCACAGAAAGAACCCACCCAGCCUUCUUGCACCGGUGCCCGAUCCCGUUAACAGCACCUCCUCUCGGCAGGUUGGGAAAAAUAGCAGCCUAGCUUUGUCACAAUCCAGUCCUUCAAGCAUAUCCAGCCCAGGACACAGCCGACAGAAGACCACAAACAGAACGGGCAGGAUAAGGACUCUUCCAUAACAAGACUAUGAAGCCACUUCCAAACCAAUGCCUGGCCACGGGACCUCACCCCAGGAGGCCAAGGCCAGGGGAGGGAGGGGAGUGGGCAGUGGGGAAGAGUCUGUUUCCUGUGCCCUGCCUGUGGCUCUGGCCUUUCUUCUUCUUUUUUUUAAUUGACCAAUUUUUAGUUUUGAGGAAAAAGAAAAAGGCAAAAAGAACGUGAAGUUGAGAUUUACAGAAAACAGUACCAGUGUUUUGUUUCCGUUCUUUAACUUGCCACGUGUAUACCUUCUUCCAAGUUUGGGGUCCCUCCUCUAGCUUCUGAUGCUGCCACUGCAUCAUGUUGCUCCGGCCACAAGAGCAGACGUUGUAGAAUGUCCGUUCCUGUUUGGCGUCGUCUGGAACUCUUGAACUUGAGCAUGUGCGGUGCUCCUUUCCUUGCCCUCUCCCAUCCUUCCCUUCAUCCCCUCCUACCUGCCACUCUCUGGGUCCCCACCGACCAUCAGAGGUACGGGCUCUCAAAAGCUCCCUCUAGACAGCGUGCUGCAUGGCGGCGGGGGGGGGGGGGCGGUUACCGGGGAGCAGCCCGUGUUUGGGG
Molecule: messenger RNA, 3457 nt
Organism: Mesoplodon densirostris (Blainville's beaked whale)
Lineage: Eukaryota; Metazoa; Chordata; Mammalia; Artiodactyla; Ziphiidae
Gene: ATXN7L1
Product: ataxin 7 like 1
Exons: 13
Coding region: 1-2880 (959 amino acids)
Source: RefSeq, a predicted model, not a curated record